This is a messenger RNA of Ordospora colligata OC4, 591 nucleotides long. RefSeq lists its product as uncharacterized. Lineage: Eukaryota; Fungi; Microsporidia; Ordosporidae. The record is from RefSeq and is a predicted model, not a curated record. The coding region runs from base 1 to 591 and encodes 196 amino acids. The transcript has a single exon.
AUGACAGAGCAUGAUAUAUCGAAGUUGAUUGAAGAAGCUAGUGUGAUUGAGAAAGACUUGAAGAAUUGCGAGAGCAAUUUUGAAAACAUAGGCGGACUUGCAAUACGUGUGCAGUCGUUUUCUAGAACGGUCCAUGGCUUGAACCAUGAAACUUCUGAAACUCGAUAUCUUUACAAACAGGCUGAUGCGUUUAAUAAAAGGCUAGUUAAGUUAGGCAGUUUGCGUACAAAGCAAAAAGAUGAAGCAAACGAGGAAUUAAUGCAUGCAAACAUCAAGCCAGAAAAGCAAUAUAUGGAAAGUAGCGAGGGACUUGCGCAAGAAAUGGUCUCUGACAGCGACUUUUUUUCAUCAAGCACAAAAAGGAUAAAUGAUGUGUUGAUGAAUGCGAUGGAUGCGUUUGAGACAGUCAAGAGACAGAAUGUAUACAUAAACAGAACAAAUGACAGGAUCAAGACAGGGUUAAGCCGCUUAGGUCUCAGUAAACAGAUGAUUGAUGAGAUUGACAGGAGAUACCUGUCAGACAAGUUUCUAUUCAUGGGAGGCAUUGUGCUUUGUGUGAUACUUUUCUUUUUGCUGAGAAUGUUUUUGUGA